Molecule: messenger RNA, 729 nt
Organism: Colletotrichum destructivum
Lineage: Eukaryota; Fungi; Ascomycota; Sordariomycetes; Glomerellales; Glomerellaceae
Product: Putative metallopeptidase, catalytic domain superfamily, lysine-specific metallo-endopeptidase
Exons: 4
Coding region: 1-729 (242 amino acids)
Molecular function (GO): metalloendopeptidase activity
Source: RefSeq, a predicted model, not a curated record
AUGAAAAUUGUGGUCGGUCUUCUCAUUUCAAACAUUUGGCCCGCAAUCGCCACUCUCAGCUUUUCGGAGCCACUGACACCCCGAGACCUAUCACGUUCUUAUCGACUAGGCUCGGGAAGCUUUUGGCCAUGCUCCUCUUCGCAGGUUAAAACAAUCAAUGGUGCGAUACAACGUGCCAAGUCUAUGGCAUCCGCAGCCAUCGCCGCCUUGGACGACAACGGAGUAGAAUCUUUAUCCUAUUUGCAGUGGUUUGGUCACGAAAAUGCUUAUGAGGUAAAGCGCCAGACGAUCAGGGACCACCAUUAUCGAUCCGUCAUUUCAGAGCUUCGAGAACCCAGGGAUCGAGCAAUAAGAUAUUUUGAGGAUGCUCUUGUGUUUGCUUGUCCCUCGUCAAGUGAUUGGCUGAGCCCGUGCAGUAGGGGCGAGCCAGCAGGUCUUGUCAAUGCCGAAAACUUAGACGCUCGGGUCAAUGCUCUCUACAUCUGCCCUUCAUUCUUCUCGCUGGUUACCCACUCCAAAAUGCUGUCAGACUGGCGAAGAGGGAGAUACUCGCCAUCGAAGGGGCUAGUGCUGCUACAUGAGAUGCAGCAUGCUAAUGCCAUUGUAACCCCAGCCGAGUACUCUGGUGAUAUAGGCUAUUCGGUCUCAGAGUGCAAGGGGCUAAGCGAUAGUGAAAAGGUUAAAAACGCCCAGAACUACGCGUUUUUUGCGUUAGACUCGGCUGUAUAG